AUGGCCGGGAUCAUCAAAAAGCAGAUUCUGAAACAUUUGUCACGGUUCACCAAGAAUUUGUCACCUGACAAAAUCAACCUGAGCACCCUGAAAGGGGAGGGUCAGCUGUCAAACCUGGAGUUAGAUGAGGAGGUUCUGCAGAACAUGCUUGACCUGCCCACCUGGCUCGCUGUCACUCGGGUUUACUGCAACAAAGCCGCCAUCAGGGUAGAGAAGGUUGUUGAAGGCAUGUCCAUCAGAAUCAACACGAUCACCAUCAAGGUUCAGGCUCGAGCUUUUCAUGCCUCGUUUGAACUGUGGCAGCUCCAAGGCAGCAGCCUCAACCCCAAGUGGCAGCGCAGUGAUCUCCGCUACACACGCAUCUCUGACUCCAAGAAAGGAGAAGUCUUAACCUUUAAAGAAAUAAACUGGCAGAGUCUGCGCAUUGAGGCAGAUGCUAUUGAGAGAGACGACCAGGACCUUGGCAGCACGCCACUACGUCUAAUCACUAACCAGGGUCGCAUCCGGAUCGCACUGAAACGCAGAAUAAAGGACUGUAACGUGCUGGCGUCCAAACUGUUUUUCAUUCUGGAUGACCUUUUAUGGGUUCUGACUGAUUCUCAACUCAAAGCCAUCAUCCACUACGCCAAGUCUCUCAGUGAGGCAAUGGAGAAAUCUGCUAAGCAGAGAAAAAACAUGACUGCUGAAUCCAUGCAGGCUUCUGCUGCGUCUCCUGGGAUGCAUAGUAUUUGGACAGAGCCCACUCCUGCCUCCACUGGGAGCCCCAACAGUAUGAGCCAAUACUUUGAUUUAUAUGAUGUUAAAGAGUCCUCAUAUCACACCUUUAUUUCCCGCUUGGACCUACACAUAUGCAAUGAUAGUUCUUCAUCAGAUGAUGACGAGCCGCCCCCUCCGGCCUCACAAGGAUCCUUGCAACUCACCUUCAAGAAACUGGGCUUUGACUUCUACCCCAUCCACAGGCCUGCUGAUGGAUGUAAACACUGGGAGCGUCACAAUGCAGCCAUGGAGGCCCAGGCGCAGUGGACAGGAAAACUGUUACAGGACUUUCAGAGGAGAGCUGAGGCCUCUGGCUUUCCCGGGCCACUCUCUGAGGCUAAUCCACCAACCAAGGACUCCCCUGACAGGACCAGGCAAGAAUCUACUCUCAAGACAUCUGCCUCAGAGCACAUUUCUUCCUCCGUUCGGUCUGAACUGAAAAGGCUGCGCUCCAGCUCAGUAGUGAUCAGAAUGGAUGAUUUUGACAUUCACCAGGUGUCGACCAGAGGCCGUCAGAACAAAAGAACACAGUCUUUUCUGUCUUGUAACCGUAAAUCUCUACAUCUGCCUGACAACAUACCAGCAAUCCAUCUGCAGUUUACAGAGUACUACUUUCCAGACAACUCCAGUUUAGAAGGACCCACCUCAAGCCUUUAUGCCCAGCUGAAUGGCAUUCAGUUGUCUGUGGACCCGGCCAGUGUCCUGUGGAUAAACCUGUUCUCACGAGGCCUUCUCCACACGUUAGAUCAAGUUAAAGCUUUUUAUCAUUUGCAAGACAGCAGCAAGACGGAGGAGCAUAUAGACCUUCGUAUGGAUGCAGCACAACUGAAGAUUGUAUUUCCCCUGGAUUCAUCCAUUUUGGACCAUCCAGAGCGUCCACAGUCUCUGUCUAUCGCCAUCCCCCAACUAGCAAUUAGCAACACACGCCACUGUCCUCAUGGCACCGGAGCUGACCUCAGCAGUAUCUACAACAACUUCACUGCCAACAAUUUCUUUAAAUCUCCUUCUGACUCUAAAGAUCAAACUUCUUUUCAUCCUCUUCCACCUGCCUUCCUCAGACACUCACAGGAAACUGAAACACAGCCUGUAGAUCAAAAACAGAGGUCCCAAGAUGUCUGGUCCCUGAGCCUGUCCCGGAUCACACUGGGCUUUGAUGGCGCCCGGAGAUCUCCAAAAGGCAGGACACAGCCUUUCGUGGAGCCACUAACCAUGUCAGUGUGGAUGUGCAGACCAAGGAAUUUCUCGUGUGAAAGCGAAGACGGUUCCUUUGCCUCUUUUCACUUCCUGGUGCAUGCGAUUACUCCGGUGAAAAUAUGGCUCAACCAUUAUCAAUAUGUGGCGCUGCUAAGAAUGAAGGACGCUAUGGCACGCUUAGGAGCAGAGCUGGGGCGAGACACCAAGGAGGUUAUAAAGGUGAAAAAGAAGAAACCGGAAGCCCUGACCGCGUGUUUCUCUCUGCUCCUGGAUUCUGCUGAGCUGGGGCUGCUGUUGCCUCCUGUGAGCUCCGAGCCAGAGCCAGAGGUGGCCCACACUCCGGAGACAGAUAGCCCCAGCAUCAGUGAGUCGGACCUCUACCCCUCUCACCACGUCCCCGACCUGGUCCCGGAGGAGAACGGGAUCUCCUCGGUCAGCACUGGAGAAGCAGGCUUGGAGCAGGACGCAGCAGUAGAGGAAGCCUGUGAGGCGGUGGAGGAGCAAGAGGAAGGGACAGAUGCACACAGCCCCGCCCAGUCCCCCGUCCUCUCGCCCGGCCAGUCCCCUGCACUGUCCCGAGAGCCGUCCAGCUUCAGUCUCGAGGGAGAACUGUCCAGCGCUAUUACUGUCACCAAGGACGUGACCAAAGAUGCCCUCACUGCCUCCCUGGACCUGACCAAAGGAGCGUUUUCAAUGACGAAAGAUGCCUUCAGCAUGCUGAGCCGUGGUUCUGGAAUGAGCAAGUUGUUCAGUCCAGCAAAGGAUUCGGGCCAGGCCUCAGAGCAGUCAUCUCCUGUGCCCAGCCUGCGCUCCAUGAAGCAGUCCCCGUCUCAGCAUUCGUUUGACAGCGCCAUUCUGGACGGCAGUUUGCCCGACGAGAACCUGUCUGUGGAUAGUGACCUGAGUGAGGGUUUUGUGGUUCUCAUGGGCUCAGAAUCAGGAGUGGAGUCCAUGCGUCCGAAUCAUACAGGCAUGAAUCCAGGCAGUCGGGGAAGCCCAGCUCCAGGCACAGACGGAGGCUCGUCUGCUGACCUCAGCAGCUCUCUGUCCCAAAGCACGGAAGACGUUUCACAAGAUAUGGCCUCAGCGUUCAUGCUUCUUCUGAGUGGGAUCGCUUGUACCAUGGAAGCAAAGGGAGAUCAUCAAAUGGUUGUGGCAGAAGCUCAGAACCUGGUCCCUGUGCACUUGGGGAAUAUCAGGAGUACAGACAUCCAGGCUGGGCUCGUACAAGUUCCGGAUGGAGUGCUACAGAAGCAGAACAAGUUCCGAAAGGUUCCUGCCGUCCGUCUCAGGACAGAGAUGGGGGCCUCAGCGGCAGAGAACCCUGCUGAUUACGGGAGCGUCAUGAGCAUGAGUUUGCAGGACUGUUCCGUGGAGCUGCUGUCAUCUACACUGGCCAACAUCGGGCCUUUCCUCGAGGAUGAAUUUGCUGUCGACAGCCCGCCCAUGAAGCUUCACAUGAAUAAUAUCACCGUUACUAUAAAGGAUGACGGCCCCCGUAUCUAUCCCACGGCCCCUCAGCCUGUUCCAGCUACAUUCAUUGUAGAUCAGCUGAUGCUCGAGCGCGGGGACGAUGGCAUCCUGAGGAUCAAUGCUGAAAGCGCGGAACCCAAACCCAAAUCUGCCUCAAAUGUCCCAUUGGACCAGGAUAGAGAAUCUCAACAGGACCAGACUCGAACCUCAGGAGAUCAGCUCUCUGAUGUGCAGGCAGCUCUCAGUCAGGCACUCAGUGAGAGAGAUCGCCUUCUGUUGGAGGUCAGGAAACAUGACCCCACAUUCUCUCUGUGA
This is a messenger RNA of Knipowitschia caucasica, 3738 nucleotides long. The record is from the annotation of a GenBank genome assembly. NCBI's taxonomy places the organism in Eukaryota, Metazoa, Chordata, Actinopteri, Gobiiformes, Gobiidae.